Schizosaccharomyces cryophilus OY26 is the source of this 1473-nucleotide messenger RNA. Its product is annotated as NUP37 family WD repeat protein. Gene Ontology annotation, cellular component: nuclear pore outer ring. The transcript has 3 exons. The coding region runs from base 159 to 1379 and encodes 406 amino acids. Gene Ontology annotation, molecular function: protein binding. Lineage: Eukaryota; Fungi; Ascomycota; Schizosaccharomycetes; Schizosaccharomycetales; Schizosaccharomycetaceae. The record is from RefSeq and is a predicted model, not a curated record.
AAAAAAAAGGCCGUAUUUGUACAUUCGUAAAUUGUGGGUUUAAUUUUAUUCAUAGUUUGUUUGAUUUGCUUUUUUGGGUGCAAAAAUACGAAGUCCCUCAGAAAACAUCAAGACUUUCCUUUCCCAACGUUCAUCAUUUCUUGUCUUUCGUUUGUAGGAUGACUUCCUCAUCAAAUUCUUUGGAGUUGACUUUGGAAAAUCGUCCAUUUACUGCAAAAUGGUGCCCUGCUUCUUCCAGUUGUUCAAAUCUGCUAGCUAUAGGACAUGAUACUGGUAUAACGGUUUAUAAGGCUACUGAAUUUGCUAACGGGGAGCCCUCGAUGAAGGACCUAGUCAAACUCUAUACUAUACAUAUAGGCUUGCCGGUUCUUCAAUUGGCAUUCUCCGCUAAUUGCAUAUGUUCAGAAAAUGAGAAAGAAGAAAAGCCACAACAAGAUAUUCAAAUGGAAGGGCUAUUGGAGAACAACAUUUUAGAUAAUUAUACCUUAUGCUUUGCAUGUGCAUGCGAGGAUAAUACAGUUCGACUGAUAAUUGCGCGUAAUGACUCGAUAAUAACCCAGCACGUUUUAGGAGGAAAAUCUGGACACCACAGCUUUGUUAAUGCUAUCGAUAUUGUUGAUGUAUAUUCUGCAGACAAUAAACUUGCAGAACAAGUGAUAGCAUCGGUCGGUGAUGACAACACUCUAAUCAUCUGGAGACUUACAGAUAAUGGCCCUGUUCUGGCCGGAUAUUCUCUAUCCUCCCCUGGUAUUAGCGUUGAAUUUCAUCCAGUAAAUCCUAAUCACUUGCUCGUUGGAGAGAAAUCUGGAAAUGUACGAGUUUUCGAUUGGACUAGUCCUCCUAAUAACACUGAUGAAUCGAUGGGCCAGGAUGUUUCUGAACAGGUCUCAUCGAUCACACCUUGGCUUUAUACCUUGAAUGUUUCACAGGUUGUCCAUAGUUAUCGAAAUGCUGGGUUAGCAUCGACUUUAGCGAACGCCCGUUGGGUUGGUCCUGAUGGCACCAGCAUCUUAGUAGUUUGUAAGAGUGGUGCUUGGUUACGUUGGGAUUUGUUUGCAAAAGCAGGAAAUGGAAGUUAUGACAUGGAAGAGGAUGUAGGAUAUCCCCAACCCCGAACGCUUCUACCUGAUCACCAGGGUGCUUCUCUGUUCCCAACGUUCUGCGGAGCCUGUCCCCAUCCUCGAUACCCUGAUUACUUUAUGACUGCCAGUUCUCAACGCCAAGGGACACUUCAACUUAUUAAUGUUGCGGAGAAAGGCUCCAGUCCAAAUCCUGUACAAUUGGAUGGUUUGAUUGUUGGUAUGGACUGGCACAGGAAUGGUAACUAUGUGGCCGUGAUUACAGAUUCAUCCUUAUAUAUUACAAAAGUAAUGGGUUAAAAAUAGAAUGAAUAAAGAAAAAAGUUAUUAUGAACCAGUUUUUAAAGAGUAAAAUUCGCUAUAUACAUUACAUUCCCUUUUUGUUUUCCCCUGA